AUGAAUCCUCCAAAAAUAUUUGCGACGUGGCUGCUGGACAUUCCUCAAAGAUAUACCCAAACAGCAGCUCCACAGAACAAUCACAGCAGGUCAUUGAACUUUGGAGCGAUUGGAACAGUGAUAGCACAUGAAAUAACUCACAGUUUCACUGGGAGAGGAGGAAAUUACGAUGCAAAUGGCCGCCUCAGUUUUCAGUGGAUUAAUCCUGAUGGCGAUGCCUACAAAACUAAAGCUGACUGCUUCAAACAACAGUACGGAGGCAUAACUGACAACAAAGCCAACUUACCAAUCGAUGGACAACGAACACUGGACGAAAACCUUGCUGACAACGUUGGCCUCCAGAUCGCUCUGAAGGCGUAUAACACCCUAUUGAAGAACGAAUGUGCGACACCUGCCGCGAGACUGGAAGGAUUAGACCACCUGUCGGGCACAAAGCUAUUUUUCGUGUCCUUUGGAAUGGUUUGGUGUGAAGCAGCAAGCGCGGAACACGUCAAGAUGAAGAUAUUGAGAAUGCCUCACAGCCCCAACGAAUACAGGGUAAAUAUCCCGAUAAAAAAUUUACAAGGUUUCGCAGAAGCGUUCGACUGCCCAAGUACUAAAUCCAAUGAUAAUGAGAACAAGAAUGAUAAAUGCGCAUUAUUCUGACCAACUUUGCACACUUUAAGCAGCAAAAAUCACCGUAAGAAGAAAUAAAAAAAUGCA
Dermacentor andersoni is the source of this 702-nucleotide messenger RNA. NCBI's taxonomy places the organism in Eukaryota, Metazoa, Arthropoda, Arachnida, Ixodida, Ixodidae. The record is from RefSeq and is a predicted model, not a curated record.